AUGGCUCCUCAGGUCUUCAUUCUUGGUGCUACUGGUUACAUCGGUGGCGAUGGUCUCUACGCCAUUGCCAAUGCACACCCCGAUUGGGAGCUUUCAGCUUUGGUUCGCAACAAGGACAAGGCUGCUGUGCUCUCUAGCAAAUAUCCCAAGAUCCGCGUCGUACACGGCGACCUAGACUCAUCCUAUAUUAUUGAAGAAGAGGUGAAGAAGGCCGAUAUCGUCUUCCACUUCGCCGACUGCGACCACGUCGCCGCAGCUGAAGCCAUUGCCAAGGGCGCCAAACACCACACAGCUGAGCGUCCUCUCUGGUUGAUUCACACCUCAGGAACUGGUAUCCUGACCGUGGAGGACCAGCGCGCUAAAACAUACGGUAUUGAGCGUCCUAAGGAGUAUAAUGACUGGGAAGGUGUCAGUGAGCUCGUCAACCUUCCUGAGGAUGCAUUCCACCGCAACGUAGACGAAAUCAUUAUCAACGCUGGCAAGCACAACCCUACCAGUGUUCGCACUGCUAUUGUCUGCCCUCCAACUAUCUACGGCCCGGGUCGUGGACCUGUCAACCAGAAGAGCAUACAGGCCUAUCUCCUCAGCGCGGCUGUCAUCAAGCGUGGUAAGGGUUUCCUUGUUGGAAAGGGCGAGAAUGUCUGGCACCAGGUUCACGUUCAAGAUCUGAGCAAUGUCUACCUUGCCCUGGGCGUUGCAGCUGCUGAGGGUGGUGGUAAGGCUACUUGGAAUGAUGAGGGCUACUACCUCGCUGAAAACGGUUCUUUUGUUUGGGGAGAUAUCCAGCGUGCUGUUGCACAGGCUGCUUUUGAUCAGAAGUAUAUCGAGUCCCCCGAGGUUGAGUCUUUGGAUGAGAAGCAGACUACUGAAAUCCUUUCCGUCGGAUUGUAUGCCUGGGGGUCGAACUCUCGUGGUCAUGCUCACCGUGCACGGAAACUGUUAGGCUGGGAACCUAAGCAGCCCAAGCUGAUUGAGUUGAUCCCGGAUAUUGUUACUCUUGAGGCUAAAGGCCUUGGGCUGUAA
This is a messenger RNA of Penicillium malachiteum, 1023 nucleotides long. RefSeq names its product putative nucleoside-diphosphate-sugar epimerase. The record is from RefSeq and is a predicted model, not a curated record. NCBI's taxonomy places the organism in Eukaryota, Fungi, Ascomycota, Eurotiomycetes, Eurotiales, Aspergillaceae. The coding region runs from base 1 to 1023 and encodes 340 amino acids. The transcript is spliced from 3 exons.